Messenger RNA from Octodon degus (degu), 3582 nucleotides. RefSeq names its product glucosidase alpha, neutral C (gene Ganc). The coding region runs from base 795 to 3347 and encodes 850 amino acids. The record is from RefSeq and is a predicted model, not a curated record. Gene Ontology annotation, molecular function: carbohydrate binding; alpha-1,4-glucosidase activity. NCBI's taxonomy places the organism in Eukaryota, Metazoa, Chordata, Mammalia, Rodentia, Octodontidae. Gene Ontology annotation, biological process: carbohydrate metabolic process; N-glycan processing. The transcript has 24 exons.
CAUCUGCCUCCUGUUCCUUAAAAAGUUUGGGGACCAGGGUACCGCUUAGGGCAACGUUCGCCCCUCUCCUCCGGCUUGCCUCAGCUCCUCACCCCUUCCAGGUCAGAGUCGGACGCCCGGGAUCAGAAGUCACUGCUAGAGAAGCAGUGACUCUGGCUGCCCGGUGGGCGUCCAGUAGUGAGGUGUCCGGUUGGGGAACUAUUUAAAGCAGAAGCCAGAGUUUGACAGUGUGGAACUAGAAACGACUCUCUAGACUGGAAGGUGUUAACAGAUAACCUUCAAAGACCCCUUCUCAACCUGAAUAGUAGGAAGCUGAGGAGCAUUGGCCCUUGACAUCUCUAGCAAUUCCUCAGGCCGGCACUUCCCACUCAAAACUAAACACGUCCUGUGGCGGCGUGGCCUGCGGGACAUAACCCAGGGAGGCACUCCACUCGGGGAGGCAGCCUCGGUGCGUCCUGACGCUCAGCUCUCGCCUUUUCCCUUCUAGGGUUUAUCACGUCUGCGCUUACUUUGCUCCAGGGAUUCAUAAUAAAAGCACUGUCUACAUCUUCCACCCAUACUCAGAAAAUUUUACCAACUAUAAUCCUGUAGAAACGCUAGUGUGAACCAGAAAGAAAAAAAAAAGAGUAAAGCUUGUUACUUUAUAUGGAACCAGAGAGGACUCUGUUUCCCAGAAAUAUGACAAAGGUAAAAUGCUGAUCAUAAUUUAGGGAAACAGCUCCGUGGAUUUAAAAAAAAGAUUGUCAGAGUCCUUGUCCUGCGAGCUGGGAGCCAGAAGGAGUGACAAGGAAGCCAUGGAAGUGCCAGGGAAAGAGGAAAUCAGUGUUGAAGAUGAAGCUGUGGAUAAAAGCAUUUUCAGAGACUGCAGCAAGAUUGCUUUCUACAGGCGUCAGAAACAGCAGCUCUCCAAGAAUUUCACCUAUCGAGCAUUAUUAGACUCAGUCACAACAGACAGAGAGAGCACCAGUUUCCAAAUCAUCAAUGAAGCAACUAAACUUCCUCUCCUGGCUGAAGUUUAUGGUAUAGAGAGAAACAUUCUCAGGCUUAAGAUCAAUGAAAAAACUCCACUGAAACCCAGGUAUGAGGUUUCUGAUGUCCUUAUCAGCAAGCUGAACACUGUAAGGCUGACUUCUUGCUCUGGGGAUACAGGUAAUCUGAUACUGUCUGAUGAAAAAGGAAAUCUGAAGUGUGAAGUCACAGCAAACCCGUUCAAGAUAGACUUGGUAUCUGAAAAAGAGGUUGUAAUGAGCAUAAAUUCCCUGGGACAGUUAUACUUUGAGCACCUACAGAGCCCUCCCAAGCAAAGAGCUACCAAAGAAAAUGAGAAAAGUACAUCAAUUGACACUUCUCAGGAAGAUCAAGAGGAUGUAGGACUGUGGGAAGAGAAAUUUGGAAAUUUCAUGGAUGUCAAAGCUAAUGGUCCUUCCUCCAUUGGCUUAGAUUUCUCCUUGCAUGGAUUUGAACACGUCUAUGGGAUCCCACAGCAUGCAGAAUCACACCAACUUAAAAAUACUAGGGAUGGAGAUGCUUACCGUCUUUAUAACCUGGAUGUCUAUGGAUAUCAAAUAUAUGACAAAAUGGGCAUUUAUGGCUCAGUGCCUUAUCUUCUGGCCCACAAACUGGGAAGAACUGUAGGCAUUUUCUGGAUGAAUGCCUCGGAAACACUAGUUGAAAUCAAUACAGAGCCUGCAGUAGAGUAUGUACUGACCCAGAUGGGCCCAGCUGCUGCUAAACAAAAAGUCAGAUAUCGAACUGAUGUGCGCUGGAUAUCUGAAAGUGGAAUCAUUGAUGUUUUUCUGCUGACAGGACCAACCCCUUCUGAUGUCUUCAAGCAGUACUCGUGCCUGACAGGUACUCAAGCCAUGCCCCCUCUCUUUUCCUUGGGGUACCACCAGUGCCGCUGGAACUACGAGGAUGAGCAGGAUGUCAUGGCAGUGGAUGCAGGAUUUGAUGAGCAUGACAUUCCUUAUGAUGUCAUAUGGCUGGACAUAGAGCACACUGAGGGCAAGAGGUACUUCACCUGGGACAAAAAAAGAUUCCCAGACCCCAAAAGAAUGCAAGAGCUGCUGAGGAGCAAAAAACGUAAGCUUGUGGUCAUCAGUGACCCCCACAUCAAGGUAGAUCCUGACUACUCAGUGUACAUUAAAGCCAAAGAACAGGGCUUCUUUGUGAGAACUCAUGAAGGGGGUGACUUUGAAGGAGUGUGCUGGCCUGGUCUCUCCUCUUACCUGGAUUUCACCAAUCCCAAGGUCAGAGAGUGGUAUUCAGGUCUUUUUUCUUUCCCUGCUUAUCAGGGAUCUACAGAUAUUCUGUUCAUAUGGAACGACAUGAAUGAGCCUUCAGUCUUUCGAGGGCCAGAGCAAACUAUGCAAAAGAAUGCCAUUCAUCAUGGCAACUGGGAACACAGAGAACUUCACAACAUCUAUGGUUUUUAUCAGCAAAUGGCUACUGCAGAAGCACUGAUACAGCGAUCUAAAGGGAAGGAGAGACCUUUUGUUCUUUCGCGUUCCUUCUUUGCUGGAUCACAGAAGUAUGGUGCAGUGUGGACUGGCGACAACACAGCAGAAUGGAGUUACCUGAAAAUUUCCAUCCCAAUGUUACUCACUCUCAGCAUUAGUGGGAUCUCUUUUUGUGGAGAUCUGGCACUCUGCAAUUUUUGGCUCUUCCUCAAGUCAAGUGACCAUGAAAAGCCUCUGUGGACAGAGUUCCCUAAUGAAUUAGAAACUUUUGGUAUAGAAGAUGAGUACAUGCUGGGAAGUGCUUUAUUGGUUCAUCCAGUCACGGAACCAAAAGCAACCACGGUUGAUGUGUUCCUGCCAGGAUCAAAUGAGAUCUGGUAUGACUCUAAGACAUCUGUGUGCUGGGAAGGAGGAUGUACUGUGAAGAUGCCUGUAACCCUGGAUACUAUACCAGUGUUUCAGCGAGGCGGAAGUGUGGUGCCAAUAAAGACAGCUGUGGGAAGGUCCACUGGCUGGAUGACUGAUCUGCCAUAUGGACUCCGCGUGGCCCUGAGCACUCAGGGUUCUGCAGUGGGAGAGCUGUAUCUCGACGACGGCCAUUCAUUCCAGUACCUCCACCAGAGGCAGUUCUUGCACCGGAAGCUUUCAUUCUGUUCCAGUGUUUUGACCAACAGAUGUGCUGAUGAACAGGGACAUUUUUCCAGCAAGUGUGUGGUGGAGCAGAUCUUGGUCUUAGGCCUCAGGAAGGAGCCAUCUUCUGUGACAUCCCACUCAUCUGAUGGGAAAGCUGAGCCGGUGACUUUUGUGUAUUGUGGCAGAACGUCUACCUUGAGCCUGGAGAAGCUUUCCCUGAACAUUGGUGCCAACUGGGAAGUCCACAUCCAGUGACAGAAGGGCCAGCCACCUGCACAGGCGUGGCCUGCACCUUUCAACCCUUGGCCUUUUUUGAGAUUUAUGCUUCCAUCUAAUCAGCUUCUUGGCUGAAAAAGAUCUUUCACUGGUUACUAGUGUACUGAUAAACAGUACAUUGUGCAUAUUAAGAUUUGAGUUUUUAAGGGCCUGUGAGAUAGCUCAGUGGGCUAAGCUGCUGCUUAGGCAAGUGCAGGGGUGGGGGUUCAAUCCC